AUGGAGUCGCAGUGCGACUACUUCAUGUUUCCGGCCGUGCCCUUCCCGGCGGGCGAGGCGCUCUCGGCUGAGCCGGGCCGCUACCGAGCCCUGCCGCGCCGCAACCACCUCUACCUGGGCGAGACGGUCCGCUUCCUGCUGGUGCUCCGCUGCCGCCCCCCCGCCAGCAGCAGCAGCAGCGGCGGCGCCCCGCCGCCCUGGGGGGAGCUGGCCGGCUCCCUGGCCGCCCUUGGCCAGCAUCAGCCCCGCCGCCGCGCCCCCGCAGACGACCAGGCGGCGCCCCCCGGCCACAGCGCCGCCCAGCAAGAGGAGGCGCGCUUCCGCCGCUGCCCGCCCCUCCUGACCCACGGCGGGCCCCCGGCGGGGAGACCGGCGGCAGGCGUGCCCCUCGAAGAGCCCAUCGUCUCCCCCGAGGAGGUGAUCUUCCCGCUGACGGUCUCCCUGGACAGGCUGCCCCCCAGCACCACCAAGGCCAAGAUCGUGGUGACCGUCUGGAAACGGGACCAAGAGAAAGCGGAGGUGCGGGAGCGCGGCUACUUGCGCAUCCUGCAGGAUCGCGCCCCUUCGCAGACCUUCCGCGAGGAGCAGGGAGCCUUCAAGGCACAAGUGAGCACCUUGCUGACGGUCCUGCCUCCCCCGGAGCUGAAAUGUCAACAGUGCCACGUGUCCGGGAAACACCUGACGGUCCUGAAAGUUCUGAACGCCGCCUCCCAGGAGGACCUCUCUGUGUGGGACGUGCGGAUCCUACCCAAUUUCAACGCCAGUUACCUCCCCAUGAUGCCCGACGGGUCUGUCUUGCUAGUGGACGAUGUCUGCCACCAGUCGGGCGAAGUCUCCAUGGCCUCCUUUUGCCGUGUGGCCUCAGCCGCCUCUGUCUGCCCCUGCUCCCUCCGCGCUCUAGAGGAGCAGAAUUUCCUCUUCCAGCUGCAGGCCCCGGAGCAGCCCCCCCCCAGCACCAAGGAGGGCCUGGAGGUUCCUCUCAUCGCGGUGGUCCAGUGGUCCACCCCCAAACUGCCGUUCACCCCCCGCAUCCACACUCACUACAGGCUACCCAGCAUCCGCCUGGCCCGUCCGCGCUUUGUGAUGACGGCGGAGUGCGAGUCGCCAGUGGUCCUGCACCACCGCUUCACCGUCACUUACACCCUCCUCAACAACCUGCAGGACUUCCUGGCCGUGCGCCUGGUGUGGACGCCAGAAAGCGCAGCUGCCGGCAAGACCCUUUCCUGUGCAGAACGGCGGGCCGUCCAUGACACCCAGGACUCAAUCAUCUGCCACACACCCCUCAACAACCUGGGCUACUCUCGCAAGGGCAGUGCCCGCACCUUCUGCGUCACCUUCCAGGCUCUGCGGGCUGGCCUCUAUGAGCUGUCCCAGCACAUGAAGCUGAAGCUGCAGUUCACCGCCAGCAUCUCCAACCCGCCCCCCGAGGCCCGGCCUGUCUCCCGCAAGAGCAGCCCCGGCAGUCCCGCCGUGGUCCGGGAGCUGGUGGAGCGGCACCAGGCCAGCCUGGGCCGCUCCCAGAGCUUCUCCCACCAGCAGCCGGCCCGAGGGCACCUCAUGAGGUCCGGCAGCGUCAUGGAGCGCCGAGCCAUCACUCCGCCUGUGGGCUCCCCUGUCGGCCGACCCCUUUACUUGCCCCCGGACAAGGCUGCGCUUUCCCUUGACAAAAUCGCCAAACGGGAGUGCAAAGUGCUGGUGGUGGCACCUGUCACGUGAUGGGGGCAGGACCCCCCCCCCCCCCCCCCCGGCAGCUUGCCUUCCUGCUUCGGCUCAGUCACACACACCCCGAACAGAUUCCUGGAGGAGGUGGAGGCUGCAGUCUUGCAAAUACAGCCCUGUCAAGCACCCGCUCGUCCUCCUCCUCUGGACUUCGCCUGCUGUGCCAUUUCCUGCCUGCCCUGGACCACCUCCUCCUCCUCCUCUCUGGGAGUGAAAGGAAGAAGGGCAUCCUUUGCUCCCUCUCCCCUGGCUGUCCCCCCCUUCUCCGUGAGCAUGUCCGUGAGGCCAAAUCCCUUCCUAAGUAAUGCAGAGGGGCAGCCCCUCCCCCCCUGCAUGGCAGCUACUGCAAGGUGGUUUGGAGACUGGCCAUUGUGCCCCCCAGCCCACCCUCUGAGGCUGGACUCCCACACAGAGAACUGUGCCACUUUGUACUACUGGGAAAGGGACAGGUUUCUUAUGUGGAGGGGGGAGCAGUUAAGGCCACUGGUUGCUCCCCCCCGUAUCCCAGGGAGGGGCCAGGUGCCCGAGACACCCCCCCUCCGCCCAGGUGCACUUUAUUUAUUAUUUAUACGUAUGUUUUUAUUUGCCUCAGAAGCUGCUCCCAAUGUGUGUGUGAAUAAACUUCAGUCUGUCA
Heteronotia binoei (common prickly gecko) is the source of this 2353-nucleotide messenger RNA. It is a transcript of the gene TRAPPC14, whose product is annotated as trafficking protein particle complex subunit 14. Gene Ontology annotation, cellular component: TRAPPII protein complex. Gene Ontology annotation, molecular function: alpha-tubulin binding. NCBI's taxonomy places the organism in Eukaryota, Metazoa, Chordata, Lepidosauria, Squamata, Gekkonidae. The record is from RefSeq and is a predicted model, not a curated record. Gene Ontology annotation, biological process: cilium assembly.